Molecule: messenger RNA, 1878 nt
Organism: Populus trichocarpa (black cottonwood)
Lineage: Eukaryota; Viridiplantae; Streptophyta; Magnoliopsida; Malpighiales; Salicaceae
Product: trigger factor-like protein TIG, Chloroplastic
Exons: 13
Coding region: 84-1670 (528 amino acids)
Biological process (GO): 'de novo' cotranslational protein folding; protein unfolding; protein transport
Molecular function (GO): ribosome binding; protein folding chaperone; peptidyl-prolyl cis-trans isomerase activity
Source: RefSeq, a predicted model, not a curated record
GUUUCACUGGUUAAAAUGAAAGACCAAAGCAGGAAGGGAAAGGGAAGUGAUUGCAGCAAGCAAGCAAAGCAAAUAUCCAAUCCAUGGAGCUCAGUGUCAGCUCCACUUCAUCUGCUCUCCUCAAACUUAACCACCAUUUUCUCUCCAAAAACUCUCUUCCCAUCAAAAUCCCAACUCUCCAUUUCGCAAAUGACAAAAAGCUCCCUUCGUUUUACCGCCAAACCAAACGCCCUUCGUUCCUUCGUAAAUUCGCUUCUCCAGCUUCUUCAUCAAUUGCUGUUGGACCCAGCAAUGACCGCCUUCCUGCCGAUAUUAAAGUCACUGAAACCCCAGAGCCCAACUCAAGAAUAAGACUGAGUGUAGAAGUUCCACCAGCUGUAUGUGAAGAUUGUUACAAAAGGGUCAUGAAUGAGUUCACGAAACAAGCUAAGGUGCCUGGAUUUCGUCCUGGAAAGGAUGUCCCAGAGAGCAUUCUUUUAAGUUAUGUUGGGAAACAAAAUGUUCAAAAGGCUACAGUUGAAUCUAUUUUGAAAAGGACCCUUCCACAUGCCAUGUCUUCGGUGACUGGAAGGGCUUUGAGGGAUUCGGUGCAAAUAGCAACCAAAUUCACAGAUAUGGAGAAGACAUAUUUAUCUCUCAACUCUCUCAGAUAUGAUGUUGUUGUUGAUGUGGCACCUGAAGUCAUAUGGAUCCCUGAGAAUGGCUACAGAGAUUUGAAGAUUGUUGUUGAAAUAGAUAGUGAGAUAGAUGCACAGAGAGCUUCUGAACAAGAAUUAAGACAGCGCCACAAAUCCUUGGGUUUGAUGAGAAUUAUAACUGACAGAGGACUACAGAUUGGUGAUGUUGCAGUACUUGAUGUUUCAGCAACAAAAAUUGACAAGGAUGAAUCAAAUGUUCAGAAUAUUCCAGCUGCAGAGAGUAAAGGUUUUCAUUUUGAUACAGAGCAUGGUGAUAGAGUGAUACCUGGUUUCCUUGAUUCAAUAAUAGGGAUUCAACGAGGUGAAACAAAGUCCUUUCCUCUUGUAUUUCCUGAAUCAUGGAAACAAGAAAAUCUCCGUGGUGUUCAUGCUCAAUUUACUGUGGAAUGCAAAGAAUUGUUUUAUAGAGAUCUGCCAGAGUUGGAUGACACAUUUGCUGACAAACUCCUUCCUGGGUGCACCACCUUGCAGCAGGUCAAGGAAUCACUGUUACAGAAGUUCCUAGAAGUGGAGCAAACAGCAAGAGAACAAGCAACUGAUAAUGCAAUUCUCGACCAGCUUUGCAAGAUGGUGGAGAUUGAUAUUCCUCAAUCCUUGUUCGAGGAACAAGGUAGGCAGCUUUAUGGAGCCAAACUUCUCCAGAUUCAGGCAAAUAUGAAAUUAAAUGAACAGCAGCUGGCUUCACUAUCAAGUCCAAAGGCAGUUAAUGAGUUCCUAGAAAACCAAAAGGAGAAUAUAACAAGGGUGAUAAAACAAAAUCUGGCAGUAGGAGAUAUAUUCAAACGUGAAAAUUUGCAGUUUUCUACAGAAGAUCUUGUCAAAGAGGUUGAGAACUCCAUUGCUGAAUUCAAACGACAUAAACAAGAGUACAAUGAGGAGCGUGUGGAGGAACAGGUGCAAGAAGUACUGGAGGGAGCAAAAGUGCUUGAAUGGUUAAGAGAACACUCAGAGAUUCAAUACAUAAGCAGGUGAUGUAGAGUUCAAUAUGCUUGGAAAGAGUUGAGAAGAACUUGCACUCUGGACAGAAAAUGCCGUUUUUCAAAAUUUUGUUUCUGAAAUAAAUGUUUUAGAAAGUAGAUCUUCUGUGUAGCACUUUUAAAAAUGAUACAGGACAUGAUUCUGCUGGCAAAGAUUAGUACCUGUUCUGAAAUUUGCAAUGAGACGAGGCCAUUGAUUCGAA